Messenger RNA from Dermacentor andersoni, 1155 nucleotides. The record is from RefSeq and is a predicted model, not a curated record. NCBI's taxonomy places the organism in Eukaryota, Metazoa, Arthropoda, Arachnida, Ixodida, Ixodidae.
ACGGCUACAAGUCAUGAUUUAACUGCUCAAGAAUCUGAAACAAGAAAUGAGCUGACUCCCAAGACAUCCCCAUAAGCAUAGACAUCACUUUCUCCUUCGUCUUCCUCCUCGUAAGGCCAAUAGUAAACAAACAAAAUGGCGGAAGGCGGAAACGGCGGCUGCAGUGAGGCCACAAUUCCGACCGGAUUGUUUUAUUCAACGGCAAAGCGACCUCGAUUAAGACAUCUACGUCUCGAGGAUCCAGAUGUCAUGUUUGCUGCACUAAAGGAUGGUGACAUGUCCGAGGUCCAAGACGCAGAGCAUGACGUGGAUGACAUGGUUGAGGCUCUUGAAGACGUUUGUGACAAUGAGUGUGAUGCACUAGAGGAGCUCUCGGCUGCCUCCAGCGAUGAAGAAGUUGACAAAGAAACACCGGAGGACAGGUCGUGGUCCAGGAGAGCUUUCAAUAAGCUAGCAGCCACGUAUCAACCUCAAUCAUCUGGUGACGAGAAUGAGAAUAAUCUUGAUGGUCUACCGACCCCGUAUGAGUAUUUUUCUCGGUACGUGCCGAAGAGUGUGUUUGUUGAUCUUGCCGAGAAAACAAACAUGUAUUCUGUUUCUCAAGAGGGAAAAUCCGUUGAAACAAACGAAGAAGAAGUCAGAAAGCUGGUUUCACUGCAUCUAGCGAUGCGUGUCUUUCGUUACCCACGGCUGCGCAUGUACUGGAAGCCGUCACCCAAAACUGAGCUUUUCUCAACUGCAAACAUGUCACGAAACCGGUUCGAGAAGCUCAGAAACUGCUUACACAUUGUUGAUGUGAAUGGAGACCGCAACAGCAAUGAUCGUCUCUGGAAGGUCAGGACACUUUUGGACGCAUUUCGUGAAAGAUGUCUAAACCUGACUUUAGAGGAGCAUCUUUGCAUCGACGAGCAAAUUAUCCCGUUCAAAGGACAGCUAGACAUAAAACAAUACAUCAAAGGGAAACCAAAUCCGUGGGGAGUGAAAGUUUUCAUGUUGUGCGGUGCCUCGGGAAUUAUCUACGACUUCCUCGUUUAUCAAGGCUCAACCACUGAACUUGUUCCAGCAGACAAAAAGGACUUCGGAGUGACCGGAGCAUUCGUCCUCCAUCUUGCGAGGCGAAUACCGGAUGGUACUGGCCACAAGCUUUUUUUUUGA